This is a messenger RNA of Copidosoma floridanum, 2407 nucleotides long. RefSeq lists its product as uncharacterized. NCBI's taxonomy places the organism in Eukaryota, Metazoa, Arthropoda, Insecta, Hymenoptera, Encyrtidae. The record is from RefSeq and is a predicted model, not a curated record. Gene Ontology annotation, molecular function: nucleic acid binding.
UAUACACGACAUCUUUUAGAUCUUAUAGCUAAGAAUUGGACAUUUCAAUGGUAGGCUUGGUUGUCUUGUUCUCAACCCGUUCGUACGAGUAAGUUAUCACGCGAAAAGAGUUAAAUGAGCCUUCACGACAGCUUAUUCGCUGAGGAUGCGGAGGACGAUGUGAAGCACUUUUUGGAAAGCAGCGAACAGCGCAAGAGGGUACUGAUUUUUCCACCAGUCAACAAUUAUCGGCGCUUUCUUAUUCAUCAACUGGUACAGGAUCGCUUUGGUGAUUUGCUACAAACGUUUUCGAUUGGCCAAGGUAUUGACCGCAGGACCGUCGUUUGCUACAAGUCUGAUUUUAUUGGGACACCACCACAACUCGAUGGUAUUACAUUGCAAAGAGGAAACAAUAUCGUCCGCAAAAUCUAUUGCACUAUGGGAAUUGAAAGCCAGUGUUCGCCCAUGGCGUCACCAGAGCACAACAUUCAGCGACCAAAACAAGUGAAGACAUCUCCUUCGGUGGAAAUAUACGUGCCACCAGCUUUAAGACGAACUAAAGUGGAAAAAUCACCAGCUCGACCAACAUCGGUCGAACUUACACCAACUACGGAAACUUCCGUAAAAUCAAAUCGACAAAAGCGACCUGAUCGCGCGGUGUACGUUCCUCGACAUCGCCGUAGUAUAGCUGAAACAGACAGCAGCAAUGUUUCCGCUACCGAGACUCACUCGAAGUCGUCGUCGAAAGAACAGCCCCGCGUUUCAAAGCGUCCGAUCGAGCGGGUGCCACCCGUACAAAGGACGUACGAAGAAAUUCAAGUUUCUACUGCAGAAAAAAUGAAGCCUGCAGCAGAGCCGAUUGAAAUUUGCCGGUAUUCUACGGUCGAACAAGAGACGGUGGCACCAGUUGAAGCUAUUAACGUUACAGUUGAUGAGACAGCGAUUUUGGAAUCAUUAAUGGACGAGAUGGAGUCCGAGCUAGCCUCGACAAUCAGUACAUCUUUGCUGGAAACCAGGAAUGAGCAAAUAAUCGUGAACAAUGAUGCAAAAACUGAGAUCGAGGUAGAACAUAUGAAUGUGAGAACUAAGGAGGCUGAUGUUGUCGAGGCAGUGGCUUUAACAGACAGUGAAAAAAAGGUCGUUAACCACGUGAUUAAAAAGAAACUUCCUCACCAUUAUGCAACCGACACGCGAAAUCUGAGAAAAUCGGCAGAUUCGGAUGCUCAGUCGCAUGUUAGUGCCGGAACUCGAUCUGGUCCAUUAUCCAUAAAAUCGGAUAGUAGUGAAAUAAAAAGUGAAACUGUGAAACAUGUGCAGAAUUUGGUAGCACCUAAAAUUGAAUCUUGUGAUGAUAGUUCCAAUGACAAAGUUGUCAAAAAAUCAUUGGUCUCAAAAGUGUUGAUUAUUUCGACGGCUGAUGAUUUAGAAGAUAAUCCGCAAGAGUCUAAUAAGAAUGAGCAAGAAAUCGCAUCACCCAUGACUCCACCUGAAAAGAAGGUCAAAAAGAUUGAACGGCCAAAAAGUAAGCCAGUACCUCCACCUGCACCACCCGUAAAAAUUGAUCGUGACGAGUGUGACUGGGACAGUUUGUUUGACGAUAAUGGCGACUGCCUUGACCCUAUGCUGAUAGAAGAGUUAACAUCGUCAGUUGGAGAAGUGGUAAUCGAGAAGCCGCAAAGUAUCAGUUGGAAAUCGCUCCCCCGACCCGCGGAAGUAUCGAGCGACGAGUUUGCUCAUGUGCUAGAGAUUUACAAUUUCCCUUCAGACUAUAAAACAAGCGAUUUAACAAUGGUAUUCAGUCCCUUUAGAGAUGAUGGUUUCGAGCUUAAAUGGGUCGACGAUACUCACUGUCUUGCCGUGUUUAGCAGUCCUCUUGUCGCUGCUGAAGUAUUAGCAUCGAACCAUCCAUUUGUAAAAACGAGACCUCUAAGCCAAGCCACUGCUCUCAGUAAAACGAAAGCUCGUAGAAGCUUUGAGUACCUUCAGCCUUACAGAACGCGACCGGAAACCUGCGCUGCUCUAGCGCGACGUCUAGUCACAAAAUCACUAGGAGUCACACUUGCGACGGCGAAACAAGAACGCGAGCACGAGAAAAUCAUUCUGCGCGAAGCCAAAGAAAAAAGGAGGCUUGCAAUAAAACAAAGUGAAGAGAUCUGGGAAGGCAUUAUCACGCCCAAGUCAACGACGUAGAUAUUUUUCGAAAAUAUCAUUACUAUCAUGCUGAAGUGCGUUGUUAUGUAUGAGCGUAUGUGCCUUGUAAUGAAAGACUCAGAAGUAUGGAAGCAAGUAUUUCGUAAUAUACUUGUAUAAAUUAGACUGUUUUCGUAAACAUUGUUAACAUGUAUUAAUUGUAAAUUUGUUUUAAGUGAUCCUGAACUGAAAAGGCUGUAUACAUGCAUAUGAAAGUUGAUAAAAUGUGUUUUUACAA